UCAGCCCAGCUCCGGCAACCGCCGGAGCUGCCAGGUAUCUUUUAUUCACGACUAGGAACAGAACACUAGGUAGACUUACCGCAACCACUUUUUCGACCUCGUCAGCCUUAUUCUUCUGAUGGAUGUGUCUCUUAAGGACCCCUUUUGGGGCCCUCAAACAUCUUACUUGAACUUUUGUGAAGAGGACUAUGUCGUUACUCGCUAUGUGGCCGAGUUCAUCAAUACCUCCAGCAGCCUUAUCUACAUCCUGUACGGAAUCUACGGCCUUAACAAGCUCCGUCAGAAGCCCAUCUCAUCCCUUGCUCGUGCAAUCCCCUGGUUUGGGUUGAUGGGAGUCGGCGUCUGCUCGGCCGGGUACCAUAUGACGCUGAAAUAUCACACGCAGAUGUCGGACGAGCUCUCGAUGCAUCUAUUAACCACCCCCCUUGUGUACCGCAUUCUCACGUUCCAGGUGAGCCCGCGGUGGCGGCGCUGGAUUGGCAUCGCCCUCUGCAUCGAAUUCACCACCGUGAUGGUCGUCCACAUGGUUAUGGACGAAUUCUUGCUUCAUGCGGUGACCUUCGGGGCCGGAGCGCUACUCAUCGCGCGACGCACGAUGCAGGCCAUCUCGCAUAAGAUCCCUGAUCCGCUGAUCAAACAGAAAACUCGCAAUAUCGGGCGGUUCGGUAUCUUUUGCUUCCUCUUUGGCUACUUCGCUUGGUUGGUCGACGUCUGGGCCUGCAACUACUUGAUCAAUAUCCGGCAGUUCAUCGGUGUUCCCUUGGCCUAUCUCUUCGAGCUCCAUGGAUGGUGGCACUUCUUCACCGCGAUUGGCGGAUACAUCGCCGUCGCGGUCGUGGACAUGAUCACCUCCGGCGAGGUGCAUACCGACCCGACACCCCAGCUCGCCUGGCCGGUCUCUCUCGCAGCACGGACCAUGGGGCCCAAUCCGCCCGCGAGUAAACGAGAGUAAUUUGCUCUAUUUGCGGGGAUGGUCAUUGGUUGAUAUAAAUCCGCUUGAGACGAAGAACUUCUUGGAAGCCUCUUGCUUAUGGGAGUGUGUUGUUCAGAGGUGCUGGGAACUGUAUGGGACAAGUCCAGACUUGUCGGUCGCUUGAUGAGGGAAGCGGUAGAGGAGACCACGGUGUACUUGUAGCUCGGCUGUGCCGAGACAGAUUGACUCUCUGGCGCGUUCAAUACUGG
Molecule: messenger RNA, 1182 nt
Organism: Aspergillus saccharolyticus JOP 1030-1
Lineage: Eukaryota; Fungi; Ascomycota; Eurotiomycetes; Eurotiales; Aspergillaceae
Product: ceramidase
Exons: 7
Coding region: 119-952 (277 amino acids)
Biological process (GO): ceramide biosynthetic process; ceramide catabolic process
Cellular component (GO): endoplasmic reticulum membrane
Source: RefSeq, a predicted model, not a curated record